GUGCGGGCGCGGCUGCGGCUGCGGCUUCAGGAUCCUAGUUCCCCAACCAGGGAUCGAACCCUUGCCCUUGCCAUGGAAGCACGGAUUCCUAACCACUGGACCACCAGGGAGUUCCCCUCUCUUCUCCUUUUGAUGCCCUUCCUGCCUCCUCCUGCCCAGCAGGCUGAGGCCUGGCAUAGUCCGGACUGACCCCAGAGGCACAGCCAGAGGGACAGGGCCCAGCCCCACUCUCACCCCCUCUGGGGGCUACUCCAGGAAACAUGGCCAAGUUUGCCCUGAAUCAGAACCUGCCUGACCUGGGCGGCCCUCGCCUGUGCCCCAGCGUGACUGGGGGAGCUCGCAGCCCGAGUUCGCCCUACUCGGUGGAGACGCCCUACGGCUUCCACCUGGACCUGGACUUCCUCAAGUACGUGGAGGAGCUGGAGCGCGGCCCCGCCGCCCGCCGCGCCCCGGGCCCCCAGCCCGCGCGCCGCCCCCGCGCGCCACGGGCCGGCCUCGCAGGCGCGCGCAGCCCAGGCGCCUGGACAUCCUGCGAGUCCCUGGCCAGUGACGAUGGCGGAGCACCGGGCGCUCUUUCCCCGGGCGCACCGUCGGGGCUCAUGCUGCUGCCGCUAUCGCCGCGCGCACCCGUGCGCAAUCCGCGCGUCGAGCACACGCUCCUGGAGACCAGCCGGCGGUUGGAGGUAGCGCAGGCGCACGAGUGCGUGCCCAGCCCCGGCCGCACGAUCCCGCUCAGCCCGCGCGGGUCCGGCCACAGCAGUCCCGCCCCCAACCCGGCCCUGGCCUCGCCCGGCCCCGCGCAACUGCAGCUGGUGCGCGAGCAGAUGGCAGCGGCGCUGAGGCGCCUGCGCGAGCUCGAGGAGCAGGCGCGCGCGCUGCCCGAGCUGCAGGAGCAGGUGCGCGCGUUGCGCGCCGAGAAGGCGCGGUUGCUUGCCGGGCGCCGGCAGCCCGAGCCCGACGGGGAGGCCGAGGCGCGCCCGGACAAGCUUGCUCAGCUGCGGCGGCUCACCGAGCGCCUGGCCACCUCUGAGCGCGGCGUUCGCGCCAGGGCCAGCCCCGGGGCUGAUGGCCCCGACGGGUCGGCUUCUAGCCUCAGUGAGGGUGCGCUGCAGGUCCUCGAUGGGGCGCCCCAGACGCGGGAUACAGGCACCCAGACCGUGCCGGAGACUCAAGAGGCGGGAGCCCAGGCGUUGCCGGAGACCCAGGAGGCCGGCGUGGGGGCAGCUCCCGAGACCCUCGAGGCGGAAGUGUGGGUGACGGAGGCUCUGCUGGGGCUGCCCGCGGCCGCCGAGCGCGAGCUGGAGCUGCUUCGCGCCAGCCUGGAGCAUCAGCGCGGGGUGAGCGAGCUCCUGCGGGGUCGCCUGUGCGAGCUGGAGGAGGCCCGCGAGGCUGCCGAGGCCGAGGAGGCACAGGCAGCGGUGGCAGCCCAGCCCCAGCCGUGCGAGGCUGCCACCCAGACCCCGUGGGGUUGUGCCGAGAGGGCCACGCAGACCGAGCCCGCUGUGGAGGCCCCUGCCCCGACGCAGGAGAACCUGCCCGGACCCACGGAUGGGGACAGGGCAGUGGCACCCGCGGGCACUCUCAAAUCCAUUAUGAAGAGGAGAGACGGUACACCUGGCGCCCAACCCAGCCCCGGACCCAAGAGCCUGCAGUUUGUUGGGGUCCUCAACGGAGAGUACGAGAGCUCAUCCAGCGAGGGCGACAGCGACAGCGAGGACGGCGCUGCCGAGCUCCCGAGGAGCAGUUCGUCGGGCUCAGGAGACGACAGCGGCGGGGGAUCCGACUCCGGGACCCAUGGCCCUCCCAGCGGCGGGGAGGCCCGGGACCCCGAGCCGGAGGCAGAGCCAGAGCCUCAGCCGGCCGCGCAGGGGAGUAGGUGCGAGCUGAGCCCGCGUUUGAGGGAGGCGUGCGCAGCGCUGCAACGGCAGCUGAGCCGGCCCCGCGGAGUCGCCCGCGACAGUGGCGCGGCGCGCCUGGUGGCCCAGGAGUGGUUUCGAGUGUCGAGCCAGCGGCGCUCUCAAGCGGAGCCCGUGGCCGGGGUGCUGGGCGCGGUGGUGCGCCUGGGACGUGAGCUGCUGGAACACGUGGUGAACCUGACAGAUGGCAACGGGAACACAGCCCUGCACUACAGCGUGUCCCAUGGGAACCUGGCCAUCGCGAGCUUGCUGCUGGAUACAGGAGUCCAGAAGUCCAAAAUCAAGGUGUUGGCAGGGCUGUUUCCUUCUUAAGGGCUCAGAGGGAGAAUCUGUUCUGUGCCUUUCUCCAAGCUUCUGGUGGCUGCCAGCAACCCGCAGCGUUCCGCAGCUUACGGCAGCUUGUCUUCUCGGCCUUCUGCAUCACGUAGCUCUUUGUCUUUGCUUCUUCUGAGGAUACUAGUCAUACGGAAUUAGGGCCUACCAUAAUGACCUCAUCUUAACUUGAUUAUGGUUGGCAAAGAUCUUAUUUCCAAUUAAGGCCACAUUCACAGGUACUGGGUGUUAGGAGUUCAACAUAUCUUUUGGUGGGGCAAUGGCGGGGGGGGGACACAAUUCAAUCUGUAACAUAGGCUUGUGGGAGAAAGGCCAACUCCAGAGGAAGGGACAGAAGUUGAUAACAGAGCCUCGGAGGCGGUGGUGAACAACGGCCUGUAUUCCAGGUGCAGUGGGGAGACACAGGAGGGCUCUAAAUAGGUGAUGGGGCCAAAUUUCUUUUGAUCUCUUUCUGGCUGCUGCAUGGAAACUGGAGUGGACUUGGACACCCGGGGGGCCCGGCUGGCAUUUCUCUGGGGGAGCAACAGUGGUGGCUUGGUGGGUAGUAGCUGUGAAAAUAGAAACGUCCGUUUAUCUUUCAUUGAGCAGCUGCUAGGUGGCAGGUAUUACUCUAGGUACUGGGGGAUACAGCAGCAGACAGAACGAAGCCCCCAACACAGUUUGAAAUAGGAAGGUGAGGAAGCUCUUCACUGAGAUGAGAUGCGAGCAGAACCCUGAAGGUAAGGGAGGAGCCAUGUGGAUCUUGUGGGGAGAGCCUUGUAGGCAGAGGGAACAGGAAAAUCACGCAUGACCCUCAGUGACCAACCUGACUGAACAAAUGAACCUGAGGCUUGGAGGGAGGCGAGUGGACUAGCGGGUGUCGGCUUCUUGGUGGACUGACCCCUCUUCUCUCUCCCAGGGGUCUGCAAGAUUGACCACCAGAAUCGAGCUGGCUACUCUGCCCUCAUGCU
Molecule: messenger RNA, 3199 nt
Organism: Globicephala melas (long-finned pilot whale)
Lineage: Eukaryota; Metazoa; Chordata; Mammalia; Artiodactyla; Delphinidae
Source: RefSeq, a predicted model, not a curated record